AUGUACUCAGUCAGCGUUGGUGACGUUAAUUCUGCUGAUGCAGAACUUUGGGAAGUGCUUAAGCAAGGUGGUUCAGGAUUGUUUGGAUCUCCAAUGGAGCUGAGGACAGAGCUCCCUUACAACUUACAACAUGCUUGUCCGAUGAUGGAUCUGCAUGAGCAGCUCGUGGUGCCAACGCUCGUGGUGCAGUUGGCGUAUACUUGGCAUGUCCCUAUCCAAAUAAACGUGAGCUUGUGA
This is a messenger RNA of Arabis nemorensis, 237 nucleotides long. NCBI's taxonomy places the organism in Eukaryota, Viridiplantae, Streptophyta, Magnoliopsida, Brassicales, Brassicaceae. The record is from the annotation of a GenBank genome assembly.